Aricia agestis (brown argus) is the source of this 3958-nucleotide messenger RNA. RefSeq names its product glycerol-3-phosphate acyltransferase 1, mitochondrial (gene mino). Bases 221 to 2716 code for a protein of 831 amino acids. The transcript is spliced from 16 exons. Gene Ontology annotation, cellular component: mitochondrial membrane. NCBI's taxonomy places the organism in Eukaryota, Metazoa, Arthropoda, Insecta, Lepidoptera, Lycaenidae. The record is from RefSeq and is a predicted model, not a curated record.
GAGCCGUGCGCGCGCGCUCCCAAAUCUGACCUUUUUUUUUUUACAAGUGCAAAAUUACGAUCGCGGGCGCCGGUCAAAUUCAGUCGCCGCUGCGCCGCCGCGUUGUGCGCACGUACGCGAUUCGAAAGUCGAAUCGCUUUGACGUUUAAUUUUUUUUCCGUAAAAGUGGAAGUGCAAAGGUAUCACGAUUGAGGUGCUACGGGGUGAUGUGAACGCCAGCAUGGAGACGGUGUAUCACGCGUGGAACGUGGUGGACCACGCUCGGGUGGCGAGUGGCGCGGCCGAGCUGGCGAUAUUCACGGCUCUGCUGUACUGGUUCUUCACAUCGAGCCGCGUAGCCGAUAUGCUGGAGGUGGUGGGGGAGCGCGUGGGGGGGUGGUGUGGGCGCGACGGCUCGCUGCGGCAGGCGGUACGCGCGCGCCGCCGCGACGUGUACGCCAAGCUCGACGCCGACGCCGCUGUGCGCAACGCGACGCUGUACAGACUGAAGGAGGGGCCCGUGGUGCCGCCGCCGCAGCCCCACACCAGGCCCACUAUUGGGCUCGCCUGCCCACGCUGCGCGCCGCACUCCAGAGAAUCAUGGCAAGAAGCAGACGGACAAUCAGACACAGUAGCCAACAUAUUGGACAUCGGACGCCAGAGGUUCGCUGGUGGAGGAGUGGUGUCCAGACACCUGUGUGACCUAGCGCAGUGUCUGCAGCUGGAGACACACGACUAUAAGGAUGUGACGCCUGAGGUGGUAGCAGACGCGCGGUUCCAGAACGCCAUCGACGAGGAGGCUCGGCAGCUAGCGGACGGCGAGGGGGGGUACGCCGCAGCGCGCAGACGGGUGGAAGCCCGCGCCAUGGCCGUGCUGGCCAGCAUCAGCUCAGCUAUGAGCAAUAACGUGCUUAGGCUAGUGGCGUGGUUAACACACAAAGCGGUGCGUCGCGUAGCGGGCGCGGGGUGCGGCACGCGCGCAGCCGUGCGUCUCGCCGCGGCGCGCGCCGCCGGCCUGCCGCUGGUGUUCGUGCCAUUACACCGCUCGCACUUGGACUACAUCCUAGUGACGUUCACGCUGUACCUGACGGGCGUGAGGCCGCCGCUGGUCGCCGCCGGGGACAACAUGCGGAUACCGCUGUUCGGGUGGUUCCUGCGCGGCUGUGGCGCAUUCUUCAUCCGACGCGGCCAGGAGGGCUCCAACCACAACAGUGAUCACAUAUACAAGUCGGCACUUAGGGCGUACAUCCUAAACAGCCUGUCUGCGAACAACAACCUGGAGUUCUUCAUCGAGGGUGGACGCACCAGGACCGGGAAACCGCAGCUACCUAAAGCGGGCAUACUCUCAGUGAUCCUGGACGCGUACCUCGAAGGAACCAUAUCGGACGCCCUGCUGGUGCCAGUAACAGUUAACUACGACAAGCUAGUAGACGGGAGCUUCGUCAGAGAACAGCUCGGGGUGCCCAAGCGUAUGGAGACGUUCUGGUCAGCGCUGCGGGGGAUUUGGAGGACGUUGAACACUAAUCACGGUGGCAUACGAGUGGAUUUCAACCAGCCUGUAUCGCUAAAGGAGCUGGUAUCAUCGUUCGACAAGUACAGCCACAUCCUGCCCGCCGGCGCGGGGUCAGGCGAGGAGGUCAGCCUCGACCGGCGGUUGCUGUGCGCGCACAGCCGCAGCACAAUGUUCGGUGCUGGUGUCAGCGAGCGACAGCGCCUCAUGGUGGAAGCCAUCGGCCGCCAUCUUGUUUACGACGCGGCGCAGUCUACCGCGCUGAUGUGCACGAAUGUGACGGCGUACGUGCUCGCCGCGGAGAUGAGGGGGGGCGGGACCCUUGCCCGCCUGCAGAAGCUGGUGGCGGCGCGCGGGGCGCUGCUGCGGCGCGCCGGCCGCGACCUCGGCUACUGCGGCGACGUGCGCGCCGCCGUCACCCGCGCCUUGGACACAUUAGGGCGUGGCCUCGUGCGUCGCGGUCGCGUGGUCCGCGCGGCGAGCGGUGUGGGCGCGGCGAUAGAGCUGGCGUACUACGCCAACGCGGUGGUGGCGCAUUACGCACCGGCGGCUGUUGUAGCGACGGCCCUGGAGAGUCUCAUCCAAUCAUCCCCCGACUCAUCGGAGGUCAGCUACGACGAUCUCAUGGCGGCGUCGCUCCGGCUGGCCGAGAUAAUGAGCCACGAGUUCAUACUGUGCCCGCCGUGCCAGAGGAUAGAGGAUAAACUCGCUGAGGCCAUAGAUGAGUUGGUGGCGAGUGACGUCAUAGCGGAAGUAAAGCACACAGACGCACUAGAGGAGCAGCGGUGGUCGCGGCGCGUGGCGGCCGGGCUGGACGACGCGCCGCCGCCCGCCAUCCGCUACCGCCUGUGUCACACGCCCGCCGCCGCCGCAGAGAGACGGCGGCUGAUCCUGACUCUACGUCCGCUGCUGGAGGCGUAUGCGGCGGCGUGCAGGCACGUCGCGGACGCGCCGCAGAAGACCGUAGUCACCGCCACGCUCGACGACAUGUUGGACGACUUCGCUCACAACAGGAUGACGUACGGCGAGGCGAUAUCUACCGACGCGAUUCGCAACUGUCAUCGACUUCUUCGCCAAUGGGGUGUUAUAGACAUUAUAACUGAGGACAAACAGCGAGUUGUAAGACUACAGGAGCCAUACACCGACCCCACGCGGUUAUCCGAGAUAUGCGUCCACGUGUACCGAUAUAACAUGAGUACGCCACUGCUGGAUGAUGUGGCCACCUAGGCGCCCACUUGAGUAAUAUGACAAAUACGCCUCUGAUUGAUGAAUAUGGGCUUGUGUAAAUAUGACCCUGCUCGAAGAACGUGGGUUCGUGUUAGCCUUUUUGGCGAAUAACAUGAGCCUCUUAUCGAUUAUGUAAUUACGUUCCUGCUUAACGAGUGAUAUGGGCACCUAGCAGUCAAAUAUACCACUGCAUAAGGACUGAUGGACUAAGAGAGAUGUUACUCUGAUAAGUUUAACCAGUAUAAUAUAAAAACAUACAUAGAUGUCAAGAAAUGACUGUGACUCUAUAUCUAUAUAAUAAACAUGGGGGCGACCUUUACCCUGAAUAUGCCUCUGCUAGAGGCUGUCCAAUACAGGGUUGCCUACUAGUUAAAUAUGGAGUUAGUUUAGUGAAUAGUGACUUUACAAUUAUAGUAUAGACAAUGUGAAAAUGACUUGUGAAUGUAGCAGCUAAUAAGAACUACUUUAACAGUUUUUAUAGCGUUUUUUGUAAAAUAAAUAUAAAAUAUACUCUGUUUCAAUUCAUUUUAAUGUAAAGCAUAUGAGUGAAAUGAAAGUUUAGUCGCAAUUUUUUUAUUUGUAAUAUUUACAUCAAAAUUAAUUGACACCGAGUAUGAUAAUAUGAUAAAUAGUUUCAUAUUCCUAAUGUAGGUUUAUAAGUUAUUUUAGAAAAGACCUAUAAAAUCUGUAAAAAAUAGUCUUACAGUUAUGUAGCAUUUUGUAUCAUUAAUUUAAGAAUAUUAUAUUAAUAAAACCAAAAAUACAAGGAAACUUUAACCUACAAUAAAUAUGUACAUGACCUGCAUAGACCUAUGAUUACUUCUCUCUAUCACAAAAAAUCUUAGUUAUCUUGGGUAUUAUAAUGUGUAUUUGAUGAGUAAAUGAGAUAAGAACAGAUCAGUCAACUGCCUUUAAUUACAUUUUUUAUAAGCGGGCUAUACAAGUAGAACUUUAUUAUUGCUUAUUAUAAACCUAUCAUGGCUCCUCAACUUGAACUCAAGACUAGCAUUAUGAGACAGAUAUAAAAUGGUUUUUUUUUACUUAGAAAUCUGAUUAUAACUUUUGUUUACAAAAACCCCUUAUGGCUUAUGGAAAUAAGUAUGUUUACCAUGAUAUGCGAAAUAUUUUUGCUACAUUAAUAUAAAAUAGUUAAAAAGCCAGAAACAUACAAAAUAAUGUUAAGUGAUUAAUGUUAAAAUGGCUGAAAAGAAGUUGUAUGUAUGACUAGGUAUAUCGUAGCUU